AUCUGCUGUCAGCUAUACCUAGAUCCUAAUUGCAGUGGGGCUUGCAACUGCUGCCGACCUUGCGGUAUGCUAUUGCGGCAGUGCGAAUGUCAGGCAUGCAGUUCGAUGGCGAGAGGUUCGAUUUCCAAUCGUGACCCCUUUUUCUACUAGCGAGUACUUCUACUUCAUCUUGCAGCUACAGAUGGUAAAACAUAAGUAAUUACGGGCGCUAUUGUUCUAACAAGUGCUUCUUGUGGAUUUGUGUUUCAAAUGAAUCACGUAGCUGGCAGACGAUUUCUGCAAAAUUGUUCUACAGAUGACUACAUCAAGAGCGCUGUAGUACAAUUUAUUAAAAUUUGGAUGAUUUUACUUUCCAGCAAAACUCCAAUGUCCAGGUUUUUUCGGUGGCGCUGUCGGACGUGCCGGUACGGGUUUUGUCUUUUUCCUCGUGCUGCUCUUCGUUAUCGGCUUGGUCACUGCUGUGUUUUUUUUGGUUGGCGCGGUGCACAGGAUAGGCACACACUAUGUGCGUAUAAAGCAGGUGGAGAGCCUCAGUCGGGAAUACAGAGUUCAAGACCUCUCAUUAAGGGAAAGCAUCAUUCUUGUUUCAACAUUCUGCUGAUUCCUUCGUCUGGAAAUUUUUCCAGUGUUUGAAUUUUGCAUCUAGAAAUUAUUAGGAUUUUUGCUGUCGCUUCUGCUUCUCGCGCAUUGCGGUUUCAGUCAAGUCCCUAUAGGCUAGUACACCGAUGUUGAAUAUAAUUAUUGGAUUUGGAAGUGAACAAAGUUGUACUAAUUAUGGCAGGUUGUACUGAACUGUGCGUAAUCAGUACAGUGUAUUAGUAUGUAUGUUAAACAAGUUGUUCCAAUUAGUAGAAAAAGCAAUAGAUGGUGAGCCUUCAUCCGCUAAUUUCCGGCACUGAUUACGAGAAGAUUCUCGCAUUCCAUAACAGCGGAUACAGAGGGAUGCUAGAAAUCGGACGUCGACGGUCUCCACCCCGGAUCGCGUCACCGCUUCGGACGCCGCUCAAUUUAUAUCCAUCUUUUGUGCACAGGGCUUCGCAACAUGAAGCGACGCAGCGUCGAGCAAAUGACGAUCUGAGAUACUUUGGGGGAGUGCUGAAUGAGUGAGAGAAGUGAGAACUAGCUUGUGCAGAAAAAUGUAUUUGACUAUAUUAUACAUAAGUAUAAACAUUGGUGCAACACCAGCGAGUUUUACGACGCUUCAUAUCAAUUUGAUUUGAAAGAUUGUGGGUGUGGUCGUCCUGCAUUGAUCAUGAUCAUAUCUAUCUAUUAUUUACAGUUGGAUUUGACAUUCAUUAGAACCCAGAUGCUGGCAACCACGAACAGCUACCUAUCAUCACAAAGAUUAAGAUCCGUGAAGUCGGUUUGUCUUGUUCGGUGAAUCGAGAGUUUGAGCAUGCGUCGGUAGCCUGAAAAUUGUUAUUGUUUGCAACACAGUCGUGGAGGUGGAGGUCCUUAAUAUAGCUCGGUAGGUUUUCUUGAGAUGGUUCAGGCGGUUCUCUAUUAUCUUUUUAAAAACCGUGGCCGCGUCGCAGUCCUCCAUACGAGUCAUUCUGCAACCCAAUACUCUGCAGGCCAAUAGAUG
Amoebophrya sp. A25 is the source of this 1585-nucleotide messenger RNA. The record is from the annotation of a GenBank genome assembly. NCBI's taxonomy places the organism in Eukaryota, Dinophyceae, Syndiniales, Amoebophryaceae.